UGCGUGGGCAGACGGUGGCCACCCCUGGAGACUCGUCGUGCCCAUCUUCGGUAACGCCAGCACGAGACCCACCUACGAUAUAUCUGCGGGUGUCGGAGCUUCCAGAGCUCAUCCGCAUCUCAGACGCGAGUUUGUUCACUACCCCUGUUACUCACGAUUUAAUAAAAAAGCUUCAAGAUGUGUGACGAUGAUGUAGCUGCUUUGGUCGUAGACAAUGGAUCCGGUAUGUGCAAGGCCGGUUUUGCUGGAGAUGACGCUCCACGAGCUGUCUUCCCCAGCAUUGUUGGUCGCCCAAGACAUCAGGGAGUGAUGGUCGGUAUGGGACAGAAAGACUCAUACGUUGGUGACGAAGCUCAGAGCAAGAGAGGUAUCCUUACCUUGAAAUACCCCAUUGAGCACGGAAUCAUCACCAACUGGGAUGACAUGGAGAAGAUCUGGCAUCACACUUUCUACAAUGAACUCCGUGUUGCCCCAGAAGAGCACCCAGUUCUUCUCACUGAGGCUCCACUCAACCCAAAGGCCAACCGUGAAAAGAUGACCCAGAUCAUGUUUGAAACCUUCAACAGCCCAGCCAUGUACGUCGCCAUCCAGGCCGUUCUUUCAUUGUACGCUUCUGGUCGUACCACUGGUAUUGUAUUGGACUCUGGUGAUGGUGUCUCACACACAGUACCAAUCUACGAAGGUUACGCUCUACCCCAUGCCAUCCUCCGUUUGGACUUGGCUGGUCGUGACUUGACCGACUACCUCAUGAAGAUCCUCACCGAGAGAGGAUACUCCUUCACCACCACCGCUGAGCGGGAAAUUGUCCGUGACAUCAAGGAAAAACUCUGCUACGUCGCCCUGGACUUUGAACAGGAAAUGGCCACCGCCGCAGCCUCCACCUCACUCGAGAAGAGCUACGAGCUUCCCGACGGUCAAGUCAUCACCAUCGGAAACGAAAGAUUCCGUUGUCCCGAAGCCCUGUUCCAACCUUCCUUCUUGGGUAUGGAAUCUUGCGGUAUCCACGAAACUGUCUACAACUCCAUCAUGAAGUGUGACGUCGACAUCCGUAAAGACUUGUACGCCAACAACGUCCUCUCCGGAGGUACCACCAUGUACCCAGGUAUCGCUGACCGUAUGCAGAAAGAAAUCACCGCCCUCGCCCCAUCAACCAUCAAGAUCAAGAUCAUCGCUCCACCUGAAAGGAAAUACUCCGUAUGGAUCGGAGGUUCCAUCCUCGCCUCUCUGUCCACCUUCCAACAGAUGUGGAUCUCAAAACAAGAAUACGACGAAUCCGGUCCCGGAAUCGUCCACCGCAAGUGCUUCUAAGCAUUACAAUAAUAUUACCAUCUCAUCAAUCCAUCGGGCCUGCGGACAGUUAUGUUUUACUAAUGUACAAUCGCCCGAUGGCAUUGUCAGUACAUUACAAUUCGUCCAAUGUCAACGUCCCAUGCGUAAGCCCACGUACAAUCAUAA
Microplitis mediator is the source of this 1455-nucleotide messenger RNA. Its product is annotated as actin, muscle-like. NCBI's taxonomy places the organism in Eukaryota, Metazoa, Arthropoda, Insecta, Hymenoptera, Braconidae. The coding region runs from base 178 to 1308 and encodes 376 amino acids. The transcript is spliced from 2 exons. Gene Ontology annotation, biological process: mitotic cytokinesis. The record is from RefSeq and is a predicted model, not a curated record.